This is a messenger RNA of Paramecium tetraurelia, 1263 nucleotides long. RefSeq lists its product as uncharacterized. Gene Ontology annotation, biological process: protein phosphorylation; mitotic DNA damage checkpoint signaling. The transcript is spliced from 6 exons. Gene Ontology annotation, molecular function: protein serine/threonine kinase activity; ATP binding. Gene Ontology annotation, cellular component: cytoplasm; nucleus. NCBI's taxonomy places the organism in Eukaryota, Ciliophora, Oligohymenophorea, Peniculida, Parameciidae. The record is from RefSeq and is a predicted model, not a curated record.
AUGAAUCAAAACGAUUUAUUUCUUAUUGAAGGGAUACAAUUUUAGAGGAAUAACAAAUAAGAAAUCUUUUUGAUUCCUUAUGGAAAUGGAUUAAAGAUGAUUAACACUCUCAAUCAUUCCUUAUUAUUAAACAUAGAUUUUUGUGAUGAAGAAGUAAUUUUUGAUUGGAGUCUUUACAAAAGUAAAAAAGGUGAUGAGAAUCUGUAUUUCAUUAUACAUUUCCAUGGAUAGUUAUUCAAAGUUUUUGGAACUCCAAAUUAAUUAGAUUCAAUGUAUGAAUUUUCUGCAGGAAAAUUCAUUUUCAAAAGGAACGAUAUUUAUUCUUUAGAUUGCAUAAAUGAGUCUAUGUCCACAUAUCAAUUAUUGACAAUAAUUAAUAGACAUAAUGGUAAAAAAUACAUUGAAAAAAGAAUUAAUUAAAUAUAUUCUUAAUAAAUAUCCAAUUCAAGUAUCACGGAUUUUGGAUAAGAACAAAUACCUGAAGAGAUACGAGUCAUCUAACUAUUAAACAUCCAACGUUGUCCUUACAUCAUGAAAAUAGACUAACUCACUUACGAUGGAGAAUGCUAUUCGAUUAUAUAUUAAAGUUCAAAUUAAAUAUCUCUAAGAUAAAUAUUGAAAAAAUACAAGAAUCCACCAAUAUCCUUUAUAAUUGAAAUCCUAGAAUAACUCCUAUUAGUGUUGAACAUAUUUGAAGAGCUAAAAAUAAUUCAUAAUGGAAUUACAUUGGACAAUAUCUGUUAUUCUCAAGAAUUCAAUUUAAUAUUUUUGUGUAAUUUCUCAUUUUCAAUAUUUGAAACUCAGAAUCAAUAACAAAUAAAAGGUAACUCAAUUGGGUUUGUUCCACCAGAGCAAUAUUAAAUUAAUUAGCGAAUCUCCACUUCAGCCAACACAUACUAAUUAGGAGUUCUUCUAUACUACAUGCUAUUUAACGAAAACCCAUUUGGAAAAGAUUAAAAAAAUAUAUUCUUUAAUAAUAUUGCUGGAAAAUAUUAAAUUCCAAAUACAAAAUAGGAUAAGAAUAUUAUUGAAAUAAUGAAAUCUAUGCUUUAAAAGAAUCCUUAGAAAAGAAAAGCCUCAAAGGAAUAUUUGACAUCGAAGAUUUUUAUGCCAUCCUAUCGAUCUAAGAUGUCAAAACAUAGUUUCUUUACUUUUUUUUAGGAAAACUUUAAAUAAAAAAUUGAUGAAUAUGAGGUUGGGGAUGAUCUUAUCUAUGCUUAAAGUGUGAAAUCAUUGUAAAUAAGUAAAGGGAUUAAGAAAUGA